Messenger RNA from Cavia porcellus (domestic guinea pig), 1665 nucleotides. It is a transcript of the gene Bsg, whose product is annotated as basigin (Ok blood group). NCBI's taxonomy places the organism in Eukaryota, Metazoa, Chordata, Mammalia, Rodentia, Caviidae. The transcript has 8 exons. Bases 106 to 1260 code for a protein of 384 amino acids. Gene Ontology annotation, molecular function: cell-cell adhesion mediator activity. Gene Ontology annotation, cellular component: axon; plasma membrane. The record is from RefSeq and is a predicted model, not a curated record. Gene Ontology annotation, biological process: homophilic cell-cell adhesion; axon guidance; dendrite self-avoidance.
GCGGCCCCGCGUAGCUACCUGCGUGCGCGCGCCCCGCCGCCGCUCGCCCUUCUUAUAGCGCCGCAGCGACGGGCGCGGUGACUAACGCGGAGACGGACGGGCGGUAUGGCGGCCUCGCUGCUGUUGGCGCUGGGCCUCGUGCUGCUGGACGCCCAGGCCACCUCUGCGGCCGCUGGCUUCCUCACUGCCCCCCUGUCACAGGAGGGGCGGGCGGGGGGCAGAAUCCAGCUGCACUGUGAGGCGGUUGGCAUCCCUGUGCCCGAGAUCCAGUGGUGGUUUGAAGGGAACCAGCCUGGCGACCCCAGCUCCCAGCUCUGGGACGGCGCCCGGCAGGACCGUGUCCACAUCCACGCCACCUACGGCCAGCACGCAGCCAGCGCCAUGUCCAUCGAGGGGCUCCGUGCCGAGGACGCGGGCACCUACGAGUGCCGUGCCAGCAACGACCCCGACCGUAACCACCUGACCCGGGCGCCCAGGGUCAGAUGGAUCCAUGCCCAGGCGAGCGUGGUGGUCCUCGAACCGGGCACUGUGGUGACCACCAUGGACAGCGUGGGCUCGCGGGUGCACAUGGCCUGCGUCCUGAACCACAGUGAUGUCGCUGUUACGGGGCACCAGUGGCUAAGGGAGGGCAAGGUGCUGAAGGAGGACCAGCUGCCUGACCUGCGCACCGAGUACCAGGUGGACAGAGCCAACGGCACAGGCAGAUACUCUUGCGUCUUCCUGCCCUCCACGCUGGGUGAGGCCGAGCUCCUGGUGAGCGGCCCCCCCGUGGUCAAGGCUGUCAAGAAGUCGGAGCACGCCAGCGAGAAGGAGACGGUGACUCUGGUCUGCAAGUCUGACUCCCACCCCCCCAUCGACACCUGGGUCUGGUAUAAGGUGGUGGACUCCGAGGUCCAGGUCAUCACCAACGGCUCCAACAACAAGUUCUUCGUGAGCUCCUCGGAGACCCAGACACAGCUUCGCAUCCAGGACCUGGACAUGGCCUCGGACCCUGGUACCUAUGCCUGCAACGGCACCAACACGGAGGGCACCGGCCAUGCCACCAUCACCCUGCGCGUGCGCAGCCACCUGGCUGCACUCUGGCCCUUCCUGGGUAUCGUGGCCGAGGUGCUGGUGCUGGUCACCAUCAUCUUCAUCUAUGAGAAGCGGCGGAAGCCGGAUGAGCCCCUAGACGACGACGCGGGAUCCGCACCUCUGAAGGGCAGCACACCCCUUGUGAACGACAAAGACAAGAAUGUGCGCCAGAGGAAUGCAACCUGACAGCGCCACCGCCCGGGGGCCUGGCCCCAUGCCCUGGGAGGACCUACGCAGCGGCCUCAGAGCACUGUAGAUGUCCGGGUCUGGUUUUUUAGUCUGCACUAAAACUAGGGUUUUCUACAUGUAGAAUCCUGUCCUUAGCUCUUGUUUUCCCCCUUUUGAAGCCCACACGAGUGCCUGGGAGUCGGCAUGGCCCCAGGGCCCUGGAUGAGCCACCUGCCUAUCGGAAGCCAGCCUGUCCCCUCCCCAGUGUGUUCCCUGUUCUCUCCUGGGGGCCACAGGCCCACUGAGAGGGCCCCAACCGCCUACUGAUGUCUGGGGUCCAGGGUGUUGGACCCCAGAGCUGCCUGCCGUUCCUGGAAUGGAGGGACACCUCCCUCUCCCCUCAUAAUAAAAACAGUCCCCCCA